AUGGGCCCCUGUACCGCCUCCUCAUGCUGCUGCCAGGCCCGUAAUCUGCCAUGGGCCCCCGUACCGACUCCUCAUGCUGCUGCCAGGCCCGUAAUCUGUCAUGGGCCCCUGUACCGCCUCCUCAUGCUGCUGCCAGGUCCAGAGUGUGUCAUGGGUUCCUGUACGGCCUCCCAUUGCUGCUGUCUCCAUCGCCACACUCUGCCAUGUACCACUUUCAGGUCUCCUCACACUGCUGGUGGGUUCCAUUUUGUCAUAGGGUGCUGGCAGAUUACGGGCCUCCCAUUGCUGCUGCCAGGCCCGUAAUCUGCCAUGGGCCCCCGUACCGACUCCUCAUGCUGCUGCCAGGGCCCGUAAUCUGUCAUGGGCCCCUGUACCGCCUCCUCAUGCUGCUGCCA
This is a messenger RNA of Staurois parvus, 395 nucleotides long. Lineage: Eukaryota; Metazoa; Chordata; Amphibia; Anura; Ranidae. The record is from the annotation of a GenBank genome assembly.